Messenger RNA from Halteromyces radiatus, 1441 nucleotides. Its product is annotated as major facilitator superfamily domain-containing protein. Gene Ontology annotation, molecular function: transmembrane transporter activity. NCBI's taxonomy places the organism in Eukaryota, Fungi, Mucoromycota, Mucoromycetes, Mucorales, Cunninghamellaceae. The record is from RefSeq and is a predicted model, not a curated record. Gene Ontology annotation, biological process: transmembrane transport. The transcript has 12 exons. The coding region runs from base 45 to 1394 and encodes 449 amino acids.
CCUCAUUCUCUUUAUCUUUUUUUUUUUUAUUAUUUUUAAAUGUCAUGUCCGUUACACUAGUAGAAACAUCACGAUUGGGUUCUUUAAGUACUCUUCAAGAACCUUUGAGUGAAAAAAAUGAACCAUCUAUGUUAUUAACUCUUUGGAGAAGGUUUCAGAACCCAGUUGGAAAUCCAGAUCCAAGUUCAUUUUCCUCCACCAAGAAAAAUGUCAUUUUACUCAUGGUAGCCGUUGGAUCAGGAUUAUCACCAAUAUCAGCAACUAUCUAUUAUCCUGCUAUCUUCAAUAUACAAUCAGAAUUUCAUGCAUCCGAUAUUCUCAUGAAUGCCACCAUUUCAAUUUUUACCUUUUCAACUGCAAUCUUUCCAUUAUUCUGGGCGCGUCUUGGUGAAAAAUAUGGUCGACGACAUACCUAUUUGAUAUCGUUUUUCAUCGCUAUUAUUGGAAACGUAUGUUGUGCUCUUGCUGUCAAUAUGCCUAUGUUCUUGGUAUUUAGAGGUGUAGCCGCCAUUGGAUCCUCUUCAGUCAUGUCAAUGGGUGCCGGCACUUUAGGUGAUAUUUUUGAUGCUCAUGAACGUGGACGUGCAAUGGCUUGGUAUACAGCACCACCACUUUUGGGACCAGCAUUAGGACCAGUAGUUGGAGGGGCAUUGAAUCAAAAAUUUGGUUGGCGAAGUAAUUUUUGGUUUGUAGUAGCAGCAACUAGUUUGGUUUGGUUAGCCAUGAUCUUUUUUUUACCUGAAACAAGUCGACGAACAGCAUCCAUGGAUAAUUCUAUGAAUAAGAAAAGAAAACGACCAAAUCCUUUUGCAGCCUUGGCCAUGUACAAAUACCCAAAUAUUGCUUUAACGAUAUGUUUCACUGGAAUACUCUAUAUGGUUUUCUUUACAGUGAAUACCAUCUUUACCCGUACUUAUUCCCAACAAUAUGGACUGGAUACUACAGUGACAGGAUUAUGUUAUCUUCCUAUGGCAGCUGGAACUGUAAUUGGAGCCAUGGUGGGUGGACAAUGGUCAGACCGAAUGUAUAAUCGUCAAGUAGCCUUAGCCAAUGGUGAAUCCAAUCCAGAAAUGCGACUAGGAGGAUGUGUAUUUUAUGCAGGUAUUGUCCUUCAGUGUAUUGCCUUUGUUGUUUAUGGUUGGUGUGUUCAAGCAAAUGUAUUUUGGGGGUAUGGUCUCCUUUGUCUCUUUUUCGCUGGUAUUGGAUUGAUGGUACCGUACGUUACAUUGGGGACUUAUAUGGUAGAUUGUUUCAGAGCAAAAGGCGCGUCUGUCACUGGUAAUCAUGUAAUAAUUUGGCAAGAUACGGAUUGGCUGGAAUUGGAUCUUUAUUUGCUUCUCAAAUCCAAAAUGCUCUUGGAAAUGGUAUUUUGUUUACUGUGUGUGGUUGUUUGAUCUUACUUACAUCUGUUAAUUUGAUCAUUACCAAAAAGAUGGGUGUU